Molecule: messenger RNA, 3750 nt
Organism: Neospora caninum
Lineage: Eukaryota; Apicomplexa; Conoidasida; Eucoccidiorida; Sarcocystidae
Product: putative SET domain containing protein
Exons: 17
Coding region: 1-3750 (1249 amino acids)
Cellular component (GO): nucleus
Molecular function (GO): protein binding; zinc ion binding; histone methyltransferase activity
Source: RefSeq, a predicted model, not a curated record
AUGAACGCUGCAGCCAGGUCGGACGCUGCGAGACGUGAUGGAGCUGCCGGUACCGUUCCCCGUGUCCAGCUGCCUAACACCAAGAUGGUCGUCGAAAUUCUGGAUGACCCCGAGGAGGCGGAGAAUCAGGAAGAAGCGGCGGACGGCGUCGCUGUUAUUCUCAGCGACCCAGACAGCGAAGAGGAGGAGGAGCGUCUGCGUCAGCUUCAGAAGUUGUUCAAGGAACACUGCCGUCGAAGGAGGCUGCGAGGGGAGCAGAACGAAGCGAGAGAACCCACGUGCGACUCUGGAAAAGGGGGGAAAGUCUCCGACCGCGUCGAGGAAAUCGGGGAGAGAUGCCUUGACAUGGAGAGGGGAGUGGAAGAGUACGAGGACUUCUUUCAGCUCAACGCGGACGAAAAGGCCCUUUGGCUGGCUCUGAAGUUCAUCCACCUCUACCAGCGCUGCACGGAGAAGGUCGCGACACCUGGUACGAUGAGCCGCUCUCUACGAAAGAUGAAGGAGACGGUCGAGAAUCUCUUCCCUUCCAACGUCAUAGGGCCGGGCAGUCUGCGCCUCAUGCCCGGUUUCAGAUGUCUAUACACUGGCCAACUGAGCGCCGUUGGGCUGCACUGCGCAUUCAACGACCGCAUGUGCAUCGGACAUGAUGAUGAGAGUCUGCCCACCGUGACGUCGCUGCUGCUUAACGAUGACCGCAUUGAGGACAACAAUGAUAUCAUCAUUGUGUACGGAGAGGAAAACGACGGGAAGGGUUACGGCGCAUAUCCCGGCGACCAGAUGCUGUUUAUCGGCGGGACGAAUACGCGGAACUACUCGCUGUGGAAUGCGUGGAAGCUGGAAUACCCCGUACGCGUGGUUCGCGGCUACAAGUGCAAGUCAAAGUAUGCCCCCAGUUUCGGCUUUCGUUAUGACGGCCUCUACCGCGUCGUGGAGAUGCUGGCAGACUCGAACAACUCCCCGAGUGCUUUUCACCGACCUUCUCGUUCACCUGCGUCUGCUGCCUCGCCGUCGUCCUCGGACACAGGCGAUUCCCGUGUGCGUCGGCCUCUUUCGCGGCGACGGCCCGUUGAUCCCGUUUCUCCGGGACAGGACGCGCCUCUCUCUCGGAGAGCCGACCGCGGCGCGAGCGAUAGACCCAUCGCCCCAGCGUGGGAGCAGACCGAGACUGAGAUUCGGAAAGAGCGUCCGAGAACCGCAAAGACCGAAAACUGCGACAGCGCUUUUCCCCCUGCGAUUCUGCCGUCGAUGCGCCCGUGGCUGUCUCCGUUUUCCGGAAGAGGCGCUGCCGACCCUGCACGGCCGCAGGGGGUGUCUCCGACUGUUUCCGAUGGGGAACAGCCGCAACCCCCCUCGGGUUCCACGUCUCGGUCACUCUCCUUUUCUCGCCUGGCUGCAGUGUCUCCGGAGUCAUCUGACCCAGAUGGAGACUCCGACGCGUCUUCCGCCCGCCGUUGCGCAACACUUGCUCGCGGGCGUGACGACCCCGCGAGAAAGUAUUCCCUGGGCGGAGCACGGCAGCCGUGGUCAGUACUCUCAGGCCGCUCCAGUUUCUCGGACGCGGCUGCCUCUCGGGGCGGAACCUCGUCCAGCGAGAGUCGCCGACCGACGUCUCCGGUUCCGACGCAGAAACCAGGCUUAUGGAGCGAAGGGGAGCACAGCAGUUCUCGUGGGCCUUUCGGGUCUGCUGCCGUCUUUGAGAAGCUAGAGAAGGAACCCGUCAAUAGCCCCCGCAGCACGCCCGAGCAGGGCAGUCCUUCUGGCGGCGGAGCUGCGGCGGGCGGCCCAUACGGGAAGCGAGAGCGGCAGCAACUCGAAGGAAGACGAAUCUACAAAUUUGUGCUGGUGUCCAUACACCGGGACAUCUAUUUGGCUCCGGAAUCCAAGCUGCCAGACCGAGAUAUCGCGAUUUUCAGCCACCACGUCUUUGAGGACGACAAAGGACUCAAGAAAGUGAAAGCCCUGGCACACCACCAGUACCGCGCGCACUACAAGAUCCAAGAGCAACUGCAAGCUUCGCUGCCAACCUUCAGCCGAUCUACUAAGGUGGUUCAGGUGUGGAGUGAUCUGCCUUUCCCUUUUGCACUUGCGGUCCCGCCGGUGCUGAAACUCCCCGGGCAAUCGCAGUCGAUACUGUCGAACUUUGUGUGCAUCAUGGCUUCGGCAUACAAAAUUUACACCGAAAUCAAGCGUGCCAUGGACCCCAGUGCGUCGGAGAUCCCCUCGGGAGCUCUCCUUGCCGUCCAACAGUACCAAGCGGCUGUUUCCCUCUCGGCUUCUCCCUCGUCUCUUCUCUCCAAGACGUGCUCAAGAACAGGGCCGAGGUGCUCGGCCUUGCCUUCCCGCUCGCGGCUGCCUCCGGUCGCGCCCCCGUCGUGGGCUCUCUGCGGCCUCCUGCCUCUUAAGGUUCUUCUCACCCUCUUCGACUUGGAGCUCCAGGAGCUGUCGCCGGCAAGCAAAGCGAGGCUCAUUGAACAAGCUCGAGUCGAUUGCAAGCGCCAUCCGCCCGGGUACCUCGAGAGCAAAAGGGACAACGCACUGCCGUCAUUCAGCAAGUCGCCAGAGGAAUUGGCGGAGCUCCUCGCGCAGUUGAAGAACAAACCGCGCGUCCCAGGCCGACACCGCCCGCUGGUCUGGAGAGAGUCCCAGACGGAGAUUCUCGUCACCGCCGAGCUCGCAAAGAUCUUCGCGCACCAACUCCUCCCGCAGUCUGCUACGUGCGGCAUGUACUCGACAAUCGAACUAUGCAGUCCGCUCCCGGACUCCUGGUCGCCUUGGCAAGACAUUUCUCAAGGAAAGGAGAAGUUUCCCGUCCCAGCUGUCAACGACGUCGACGAUCUUCCGCCUCCCGUAGACUUCUCGUACCAAGUGCGGAAUGUGUGCUUUUCGCGCUUGCCGAACUUCUGCAUGCUGUGCCUGUGCGCGGGCUGCGUCCCACCCGACAAAGACACCUCCAUCUGGGAGCGCAUAGAAGUGGAAGGCUACAGUUCGGGGCUCAGAGAUCCUGAGACCGGCCGCGUGUACUGCGCCGGAAGCAACUUAUCUUUCGUUAAAGAAACGUCGACGCUCGCCGUCUGCACGUCCUACUGCUUAUGCGACAAAACCGUUUGCACAAACAGGUACCCCGAAGACUUGGCGUACCCGGUCAUGGUCGCGAAAACGAAACUGGCAGGGUGGGAACUUCGGACACAGGUGGAAAUUCCUGCAGGCGCGUUUAUAAUGCAGUACGUGGGAGAGAUAAUGUGCCGCGCGACAAUGGAAGGCCGGAGUCGACAUAACAGCCGAAGAGGCUACCACAACUACUGCAUGGAAAUCGUGCAGGACGAAUGGGACUGGGAGGACAACUGGAAGCUCCCAUGCAUAGACUCGCUGUUUCUCGGGAACGCUAGUCGCUUUUUAAACCACUCCUGCGAGCCGAACGUCGAGGUUCGGAAUAUUUGGCGAGGGCCGUUGUUGCCAGUUGUUGGUGUCUUCUCUCGGCGGGCGAUAAAGGCCGGCGAGGCGCUAACUUACGCAUAUGGAGCAGGGUAUGAAACGAUAAAGUGCUGGUGUGGGGCAAAAACCUGCAAAGGCUACAUCGGAGAUGGUACGAGCGUCGAGAAGAAGGAAGAGGGAAAGCGUGCGGACAGAGAAUUGAGAAAAAAAGUCCGGAACGCAGCAGAUGUGGUGGUAGUUGAAGGGACAGAAUUUGAACUUGUCGAACUCUCAGACGAUGAAACCCAGCAGAAAAAGCAUGCCGCACACAGGCGGUAA